Cyclopterus lumpus (lumpfish) is the source of this 5287-nucleotide messenger RNA. RefSeq names its product copine VII (gene cpne7). The transcript has 17 exons. Gene Ontology annotation, molecular function: calcium-dependent phospholipid binding. Gene Ontology annotation, cellular component: plasma membrane. The record is from RefSeq and is a predicted model, not a curated record. NCBI's taxonomy places the organism in Eukaryota, Metazoa, Chordata, Actinopteri, Perciformes, Cyclopteridae. Bases 360 to 2051 code for a protein of 563 amino acids. Gene Ontology annotation, biological process: cellular response to calcium ion.
UCUCUCCACUCCCCAUCUCUCCACAAGCAGAGCCGACUCCCUCCUCACCGCGCUGACCAAUCAGUGUCCGCGGAGAAGGAAAAAAACACAACCAAGCAGUGUGUUACGGGAGAGGAUUAAAACAAGUGUGCUUAAGAGCAAAGAACCACGACAGGGAUCUGAUCCAGGCUCCUGAAAGACACAACCCCACCACCUCCAUGUCCUGUCUCUCGUCAUUACCGAGUCAAAAGAGCCUGUCUCCUGUGAGCGUGCCACGUCUUUACUGAAAUCCCUUGACCCAGCACUACCUUUUCCCAUCCCUCGGAGCUCCUACAUCGCACUGCUUCGCUGGUUGGCAGCUCCUCUCGUCGUGAGCCAGGAUGAAUGAUGUUCUGGAGGCCAUCUCCCCUGCGACCAGCCUCAGCGGUCCAGUGACCUGCGUCUCCAAAGUAGAGCUGCGUGUGUCUUGCAAAGCCCUGCUGGACCGAGACACGCUGAAUAAGUCCGACCCAUGUGUCCUUCUCAUGGUGCAGACCAACGGACAGUGGACAGAGCUGGACAGGACAGAAGUGAUCAAGAGCAACUUGCAUCCAGUCUUUGCCAAGGUUUUCUCAUUGGACUACUACUUUGAGGAGGUUCAGAAGCUGCGAUUUGAAGUCUAUGACAUCCAUGGCACUCACAGCAUUGGGACCCGUGAUGAUGACUUUCUGGGUGGGGUGGAGUGCACUCUUGGCCAGAUUGUGGCCCAAAAGAAGAUGGUGAAGCCUUUGUUGCUGAAGUAUGGGAAAUAUGCCGGCAAAUCUAUCAUCACCGUUCACGCCGAGGAAAUUUCUGGCAACAAUGGGUACGUGGAGCUCUCGUUCUGUGCCAAGAAGCUUGAUGACAAGGAUCUCUUUAGCAAGUCAGACCCAUUUUUGGAAAUAUACCGAAUCAAUGACGAUGAAACCGAACAGCUUGUGCACAGAACUGAGGUGAUUAAAAACAACCUGAAUCCUGUGUGGGAGCCCUUCAAAGUGUCUCUCAUAUCUCUGUGCAGCUGUGAUGAGGAGCGGAAGCUCAAGUGCCUCGUGUGGGAUUAUGACUCCAGGGGGAAACAUGACUUCAUUGGCGAGUUCUACGCCACAUUCAGAGACAUGCAGAAGAUUUCCAGUGGAAAUAAGGUUACGUGGGAUUGUGUCAAUCCCAAGUACAAACAGAAGAAGAGAAACUAUAAAAAUUCAGGAGUUGUCAUCCUCACUGACCUCAAGCUCCACAGAGUGUACUCCUUCUUAGAUUACAUCAUGGGAGGAUGCCAGAUUCACUUUACGGUUGCCAUUGACUUCACAGCCUCCAAUGGAGACCCCAGGAACAGCUGCUCUUUGCACUACAUCAACCCUUACCAGCCCAACGAGUACCUGAAGGCCUUGAUAGCCGUGGGGGAGAUCUGCCAAGACUACGAUAGUGACAAAAGAUUUUCAGCUUUGGGGUUUGGUGCCAGAAUCCCUCCAAAUUAUGAGGUGUCCCAUGACUUUGCCAUUAAUUUCAACCCAGAGGAUGAUGAAUGUGAAGAGAUCCAAGGAGUGGUUGAGGCAUACCAGAACUGCCUUCCUAAGAUCCAAUUGUAUGGCCCAACCAAUGUUUCUCCCAUCAUUAACAGGAUAGCCAAGCUGGCAGCAGGCGACGGCAGCAUUAAAGAUGCUUCUCGGUACCACAUCCUGCUCAUCCUUACGGAUGGUGUAGUGACAGACAUGGCAGACACGCGUGAAGCUAUUGUGCGAGCUGCCUACCAGCCUCUCUCCAUAAUCAUUGUUGGUGUGGGCAAUGCAGACUUCACAGAUAUGCAGAUUUUAGAUGGAGAUGAUGGAGUUCUACGCUCACCGAAGGGCGAGUCAGUCCUGAGGGAUAUUGUUCAGUUCGUGCCCUUCAGAGACUUCAAAACGGCUUCACCUGCAGCCCUGGCCAAAUGUGUUCUGGCAGAGGUGCCCAAGCAAGUAGUGGAGUACUACAGCCACAAGGCCAUCUCCCCUAUGUGUCCUAUGAGGGACCUACUGACCCCCAUCCUCAGCCCUGUCGCCACCACCCCAACAGAAUAACCAUCCUUCCUGCUUUUGGGACCAAGCUUUGACCACAGGACCAGUCCAGAAAACUGAAAGGAAGAAAGGACGCAUGCCUUGCGAUUUUGGAGAAGGACUGGAGAGAAAAUCUUUCUAAAUGUGUUGUAACUUAUUUAUUUAAUUCUUCACACCUAUCAAAGUGUUUACACAAGGACAGUAUGACAGAGGCUGUGGGUUACAUUUCUCUGCUCAUUGUGGAUCCAGCGCUUCUCUCUGGGUGUGCAAACCAUGACCAUCCAGAAUCAUGAGCCCUGGUGGGUUGUGUUGUUUUUCCCCCUAAUUUUUAUGCAUGCAGGCCAAUCCCUCAGUGCUGAUCCAUCGGAUGAAGGAUUAUUAUUCCUGACUUGCCUUGAAAUUCAGAACCUCUGUCAUUUAUUUUACUGUUUUCCUUAUGUUGUAUCUUCAGAUAAUUUGAAGAUGUACUGUAUGCCACAAUCAAAAUUAGAUUGAUCAACUUGAAAAAACGGACACUAUUCAAACCAGAUUGAAUUACAGGAAGUAUAAAUAUUGGUGGCGAUGUUGCAUUCAGAUCUUUUAUUAUUUAUCUGUCCAUCUGCAGGAUUGGCCUUAUCUUGGAUGACAAUGAGACAAUAUGAGACACACACAGAUCACAAUUUCAAAUCAAACUACUAUGAAUUGACAUUGGAACGAACUAGAGGCAAAUCGUGGAUAAACUACGGUAAAAUCUAUUGCUAAAAUUGGAAGCUCUGUUUCAAAGUAAAGAAGCAAAACCUAAACAAACCCCAGAAUGCAACAACGUGAAACAUGAAUGACACCACCCCUAAAACCUAGAAAUUACUGUGUAUUCUAUUUAAAAUAAUUAGCUAAUCACCCAGUAAUUAGGCCUUCUUAAUACCAGGUGAGAAACCGCAGCAGUGGAAAAGUCUGUUUAGUUCGGAUGUGUCACCGUUUCCGAUGUUUUCAACUGUGAAACUGUGAAGUGACAUAACUUCCGCAAUGUGAUAUAUUUGCUAUAGCUUGAGUUCUUUAUGCUUCUUUCAGUUACAACAGGGAGCAAAUAAAUCAUAGCAAGACAGAAAAUACAGUCAGGUUUAGUUGGCAACUUAAAGUAGGAUAUGUGUUUGGGUUUGGGUUUCUGAGGUUAUCCUCGAACAAAUCCCAGAUAACAUUUUUCUCCAAGAGAAGAUGAACAACAGCACCCCAUUUUGGUCCUUUGUCAGGUGGCUAUGCUAUAAACUGUGAAAAUCUAAAUUGUUUGUUAUUGUUGUCAUCCCUGAGCCAACCAACAUACAGGUAGCAUUCUUCACGUUUAUCUAGCGUGUGUCAUUAUUUUUACUUUUAGCUGCUUUUUAUAUUCAAUAUAAUUCUGCUUGAUGUUUCAUAAUGGAUUCAGGAGCAUAGUUUAAAUCCAAUGAAAGCACAAAACGAUCAGUGAGUGCUGUAAAACACAUGUUAUGUCAGUAACAUUUAUAGAAUAAUUUAUCAGAAGAAUGAAAAUGUGAAAAUGUUUUAAUUAUUUAAAAAAAUCCUCAGUGAUCACUCAUCAAUGUGAUUCUCAUCAAAGUGCAUCUCCAGAACAAACUGUUCUGUGACUAUUCUUUUUGUUUCCAAGAAUCUUUUGCCUGCAAAGAUCACUGUUUACUUGAGAGCCUGGAUUUAAAUAUUCUGCUUUGUUAUUGAGUUUUAAAAUCUUCAUCAUAUUCAAAAAAAUAUAACCUUCACUUACUUUGAAAUGUUUUCUUAGCAUUAUCAAGGAAAUAUUUCCAAAACACAGAAUUCACCUCAAAAGUAGAUGACUGGUCAAUUUAUUAUCAAGCAUCUGAGUGUUACAUAUAAAUCCCACAAACACUAUCAGAGCUAAGCAAAUUAUGUAUUGAAAUGGACCAUUUUCUUUCCUGUCCCUUGGUUUUGGAUUGCAUAUGCAAACUAGUAUUGUUAAAGAAGUCAAAUGUGGAUCUUUUAGAUCAAAAGAAAGCAUAAUAUGUUCCUUAAAACUCGAAGACUUUAUGAAAAAAGCUAACAGUUACACGUACCAACAGCCUCACUGAAGAGCAUCAGAGACAUACAUGCUCUACUGUUUAAUUCCUUACCGUUCACUAUACAGUAAUGUCUCUAAUACUGUUGGCUUUGGCUGUCUCUUCUAGUAACAACUCAAUGCUUUGUAUACUUGCUUUGAGCUUUUGCAUUUAUCUGAUAUGAUGUAUUUGUGCUCUGGAUGGCACUUAAAGGGCGACAAAUUUAAUAGGACAAAAGCCAUUAAAUGCAUUGGAAGACUAUCUAGUCUUUACAGCUACUCUAACAUACACAUAUCCACCCCCAAGCUACAUAUUUUAAUCUGACUUUGAUUUGUCCUCUAGAGCUUCACCAGCCCUCCCCAGAUACAGACCUAAACACAGCCAGCUCUGCUGUCGGCUGCUCUCUGAACUCCUUUGAAUAUCACCGAUUGAGGAGUUUUCUGUCAGUGUGGAUCACAGGAUGAGGCCUAUUAAUUCAGCAGGCCUAGAUUUGGAGCCAUACUCUGUCACUUGACUGUGAAUCAUCCUGGAGGUGACAAGGUUAUUUAUUGAGAGACCUAGUUGUUCCUGUAUGGUGAUUCAUUAACUUUUGUAUUUACACAUCUUAAAAAAGUCUUCUCAGGAUUCUUGUUUGCAAAAAGUUACCAAUCUCAAAUUAAACAAUCCUAAAGAACUGAAACAUUUAACCAGCUUUGUGCUUUCCCACAAACCGGGGCACUUAUUCUGGUUAAAUAAGGCAGGAAGUGCAGAUAUCAGCCAAUAUUCAUGUUCAUGAGGUCAAACCAGCUCACAUAUUAUCUAAACUACCCGUACCACGGUAUUGGUAGUUUGCCUGAAGUUACGAGCUGCACCAGCUUAAAUUAUGAAUUACUCUGUACUCUUAACAAUUCAAAUUGGAUUUUACAAUUGACCUCCUUUAUCUAAAAGUAUUAAAAAAACAUUUUAUUUUGUUAUCAAACAACUAACAUAAUAUGCCAAAAUAGGUGUUUAAACAUGAAUACAAUGAGCAAUGAAAAUGUUUCAUGCUUUUCCCGGGGUCUUAUGGUAUUACAUUUUAAACAGCAUAGGUGCAUGGAUUUGUUAUGCCUCACCAGAUUAGCCCCAAACAAAUAACUCUUCAAACCUGUUUUGAAAGCUAUUUUGUCUUUUUCAUUGAGUAAGACACAGCAAUCGGAUGUCUUAUUUACUUUUAUCACCCCCCCCCCCAAAAAAAACAUUCAUGUUUAAAUGGGAAACCAC